Molecule: messenger RNA, 306 nt
Organism: Peniophora sp. CBMAI 1063
Lineage: Eukaryota; Fungi; Basidiomycota; Agaricomycetes; Russulales; Peniophoraceae
Source: the annotation of a GenBank genome assembly
AUGUCUCUUUGUCGCGAUUGCCGCGUCCGCUUCAGCGUCGAAACCCGUCUCCUUCAUGUCGGCCUAGACGAUAGUGUUGCGCUCAACCCCUCUUUGGACGUCAAUCUCAAGCGUUCGGACGUUGGUCUCGACAGUGACCCCAUCUCCAGCCUCGACCUCGAUGACAAGAAAUGUCUGCUCACACUUGGCGGCGAUGUCAAACUAGGUCCCGAACCCGCCAUCACUGUUAAAAAACGCUCACUCGCGCUCGGUCUCAACGCUGACAUCGAACUCUCGGCGUUGAUUGAGGCGCGCUCUCGACGAUGA